Prorocentrum cordatum is the source of this 884-nucleotide messenger RNA. Lineage: Eukaryota; Dinophyceae; Prorocentrales; Prorocentraceae. The record is from the annotation of a GenBank genome assembly.
GUGGAACUGUGGGGUGGGUGAUCCCACCAUACGGCAGUUGGAACGCGCCCAUCGGCAAGGCGCUGAUGUCGGGCUCGCAGGAGACGGCAGAUCCUGCGAGGCCAUGCAGAGGGGUGCCGGAUUGCCCCGAGACCGACGACGAGGCAGAGCCGCCCACGCUGCCGCACGGCCGCGGCGGAACGCCCACAUAUCGCCAGCAGGAGGCCACCGUCGCACAGGCGCAGACGCAGGUGGAGACCGCCUCGCAGGAGCGGAUGGUCGUGGAGGCCGCAUCGCAGACGCAGAUGGUCGUGGAGGCCGCCUCGCAGAUGCAGAUGGUCGCGGAGGCCGCAUCGCAGACGCAGGGUGUCGCGCAGGCCGCCUCGCAGAUGCAGAUGGUCGUGGAGGCCGCCUCGCAGAAGCAGAUGGCUGCCUCGCAGGAGCCGAUGGACGCGGACGCCGCCCCGCAGAUCAACUCGCAGGUUGACGCGACCAGCGACGACGAGCCGCUGAUGACCUCGCCGAAGAAGCAGGAGGUCCCGCUGAACGUCUGCAGGAGGGUGUCCGCCGCCCCGAUCGCGAUUGCCGACCCACCGCCCAUGGGCCAGGUCGAGAACGGCAACGCCGGCGGCGGCAAUCAGCAAGUGGGUGGAGUCAUCGGUGCAGGUCCAGAGCGCGGCGUGACAGGCCGCGAGCAUGACGUGUGGCACGAUGGCGCGCCAGACCACGGUGGUUCUGCGCAGCCUCCGUGUCCGCCGUCGCCCUUGUCGGCGGCCAUCGGCGAAUCGAUCGUGGCAGAGACUCGGAGGAAGGAGGCAGCCCGCAAGGAGGACGACGAUCUACGGGAUGGCAUUGCGCUGAGCCGCGCGGGUGCCGAUCGCAAGGGCGUCGCUGCCGAGGGGCAC